CAUUUGGGGGGUAUCUGUUCUGUGCUGACAUUUGGGGGGGGUAUCUGUCCUGUCCUGGCAUUUGGGGGAUAUCUGUCCUGUGCUGACAUUUGGGGGGAUAGCUGUACUGUUCUGAUAUUUGGGGGAUAUCUGUCCUGUCCUGACAUUUGGGGGAUAUCUGUACUGUCCUGACAUUUGGGGGGAUAUCUGUCCUGUCCUGACAUUUGGGGGGAUAUCUGUACCGUUCUGACAUUUGGGGGGAUUUCUGUACCGCCCUGACAUUUGGAGGAUAUCUGUUCUGUCCUGACAUUUUUGGGCCUUCAGAA
Staurois parvus is the source of this 305-nucleotide messenger RNA. Lineage: Eukaryota; Metazoa; Chordata; Amphibia; Anura; Ranidae. The record is from the annotation of a GenBank genome assembly.